Messenger RNA from Hemisphaericaspora subhashii, 414 nucleotides. RefSeq names its product cytochrome c oxidase subunit VIa (gene COX13). Gene Ontology annotation, cellular component: mitochondrial inner membrane. The transcript has a single exon. The record is from RefSeq and is a predicted model, not a curated record. Lineage: Eukaryota; Fungi; Ascomycota; Pichiomycetes; Serinales; Debaryomycetaceae. Gene Ontology annotation, biological process: mitochondrial electron transport, cytochrome c to oxygen. The coding region runs from base 1 to 414 and encodes 137 amino acids. Gene Ontology annotation, molecular function: enzyme regulator activity.
AUGUUUAGAAGAGCCGCACAACUCACUGCAAGAAGAUUCAACCAUCAUGGUUAUGGUACUUCCAAGUAUAUCAAUGAUUUAGCCUACGCUGGUUCUAAAGUUAACAAGAAGGCCGGAGAAGAAUUCAUUAAGAAGUAUGAAGAAAAGGUUCAUCAUUCUGAAGGUAUUACCAAAUUAUGGAAGAAGUUAACUUACUUAGUUGCAAUUCCAGCUAUUUUAUUAACUGCUAUUCCAGUUAGUAAGAUUGAAAUGGAACAUGCUGAACAUAGAAAACAUCAACGUCAUUUAAGUGAUGAUGAAUGGCCAGUACAAUAUGAUUACCAAAACAUCAGAUCUAAGCCAUUCUUCUGGGGUGAUGGUGAUAAGACUUUAUUCUGGAACAAUGAUGUCAACAGACAUGUUGUUAAGGAUUAA